CUUUUGGUGCUCAGAUGGCUUCAAUGCAGACACAGUUUUCUACUGUUUUUGCCGAUUCCUAUGCCAAGGUAUUUUAGUUUUUCAAUAGUUGUUUUUCGGUUUUUUUUAAGUUGUUUUAUACUAAUUUAAUUUGUAAUUUCAAUAUAGGAAAAAGGCAGUGAAUCUUCCAAUGAUGAUGAUGGAGGUGGUGAUGAAGCAGAUUUUGAUUUAAAUGAAUCUGAAGAAACUGAUGAAAAUGAAGAAGAGAAUGUUAUGGGUGAUGAGGAAGGGGAGGGUAGUGAAGGUGAAGAGAAGGAUGGUCAAGCCGAUGAAGAUUCUGACUCAAAAGAAAAAAAUGAUAAUGGCAGUGAUGAUGAAUCCACUGAUAGUGAGGAGAAGGUAGAUAAGUAGACAAUGUAACUAGGUUUUAGUUACUUUGUGUGGUUUAUUUUGUUGUAAGUCCGUUUUAGGUAGUGCUCUUGUAAUUCUAUGUUAUUGUUAUGUCUCUUGUUAUGUUUUAUUUUUCAGAAUUUUGCAACUAUUUUCAGACUAUUUAUUUGUAUUUAUUAUGUUAUUUAUAUGGCUGUGUUUGUAGAUUAUGUUGUUCGCAAUUUAUUGUUGGUCUUCUUAUUUUACUUGUUGUUUUUAUUUUGUUUUUAAGUUGUUAUGUAGUUUUUUUUUAGUUGUUGAAGUCUUUCACAAAAAAUAACUUCACUUUUUUUCCAUUUUCUUUUUCCUUUAUUUUCUGUAUCAAGAAUUUCGUUGAUUUCAAUGACGGCCCUACUCAAAUAGAUGUUGAGGCUACUGUUCAGUCCGGUGUAAAAGCAGUUGAGAUUAUGGUAAUUUUGCUUUUGUGUUGUAUUUUGGUUGUGUAAAGGUUGUUAUUUUUUAACCAUGCUCUAAUUCCUUUUUAAUACCAUAUAUAAACAGAUGUCUUCAGAUGGAAUUGGUGGUGAUCCUUGUAAACAGAUUUCAGUUUCUGAAAAUGUUGAGGUUACGGAUCGUCGUCUUGUUUGUUUUGAGAUGGGUGCAACAGGUCUCAAUGUUGAUUCUAACAUUGAACUUGAAGAUGACCCAAUUCCCGUUGAAGAAACUCCUCUUGUUGACAAGAGGAAAUCUAAGAAACCCAUAGCGCUGACGUCUCCGUUUAUGGAGUAUGACUCUUCCAUUUCUAGUUCUAAAGAUGGUUUUGGUUAUGGAGUUGUUAAGUAUGUAACGCCCCGAUAUUUUGCCUUAUUUUACAAAAAUACUAUUUUCAUGCAUAAUUUGAAAAGAUAAAAAAAAAUAAUUUAAAUACAACAGUGGAUUUUAAAAAAAAAUCAAAAUGCAACAGAGAAGGAUCCUUCAUUUGUAAAACAAGAUACAGUAAGUAAAUAAUUUUAAAUAAUGCAUUUCCACUGUGUUAGAUUUAUCAACUGCUUAAAAUAAAACUAAGGCACCACCGGCGUUCU
Messenger RNA from Cannabis sativa, 1430 nucleotides. RefSeq lists its product as uncharacterized. The transcript is spliced from 2 exons. Bases 910 to 1257 code for a protein of 115 amino acids. The record is from RefSeq and is a predicted model, not a curated record. Lineage: Eukaryota; Viridiplantae; Streptophyta; Magnoliopsida; Rosales; Cannabaceae.